Molecule: messenger RNA, 6325 nt
Organism: Amaranthus tricolor (Joseph's coat)
Lineage: Eukaryota; Viridiplantae; Streptophyta; Magnoliopsida; Caryophyllales; Amaranthaceae
Product: trans-Golgi network-localized SYP41-interacting protein 1
Exons: 9
Coding region: 356-6157 (1933 amino acids)
Source: RefSeq, a predicted model, not a curated record
CGUGUAACUUAAGCUUAACCUCUCCGUGUGCUUUGUACCCUUUUCAUUGGUCUCAACAACGUAACACUAUUAUCAACUCAUCAUUUAUUCCACUUCCCCACAAAUAUAAACAAAAUUAAAAUCUUCCGACUCCGAAACGACGCCGUAUCUUUCGUCUUCUUCCUUUUGCUUCCUCCCUCCUACUUCAUCACAGAAUCACAACACAUUUAUAGAUCUACAGACUACAGACAUUAUUUUUCACACAGUAGUCAACUACUUUCAUUUUCAUUCUCUCGCUAAUUAAUUUAUCUUCUUAAGAUUUAAGUGAUUGAUACUGAAUUGUAUAGUUGAUUAAUUUGAUUGAAUGUGAAUAAGAAUGUCGGAGAAUUAUGAUUCUGAAAAUAAUCCAGAGAUAACAACAUCAAUUGAUGAUGACGAUGAUGAUAAUGUUAUUGUCGGUGAUAGUUCUGAGUCAACGAUUAAUCAGGAAGUGAGUUCAAGGGAAGCUAAUUAUGAUAGUAAUAACAGUAAUGACGAUGGGGUUAUUGUAAAUGCUGAUCAUAAUGGGAGUGGUGGAGAUUCUGAUGGGGUGGUUGUCUCUGAUGAUGCUGGCAGGGAGGAUAUGUUUCUUGAUGCCCCAGAGGAUUUGGGAGCUGAUGGGAGAGAUUCAACAGGUGAGCCUCAAGAGAGCACAGAUUGGGAUGAAGACAGAGUUCAUGAGUCCCAAACUCGGUUUAGUCGGUUGGACAAUGAGAUGCAGAAUGAUUACAUGGUGGAUGAGAUGGAGAGGCUUCGAGCCAUGCUAGAUAAGACCGUAAAUGAGAAAGAAAGCAUCGCAAGAGAACACAAGGAUGAGAUGGAGAUGGCUGCAAAAGGAAUUGCAAAUCUUCGAAAUCAGAUGAGGGAUAUGAUUAAUAAGCAGUUGUUAAUAGAUGAUAAUCAGUUCAGAUCUCAUGAAGAUGCAGUGCAGACGCCAUUACAUGAGUUGAUACACGAAUGCUCCAUGUUUCUAAGGAGUGUCGUGGAAGAGUUUCAGGAUUUGAAUACGAAAUCAACCGAGGCCUCAGUGUCACGUGAGGUUUUCAAUGCUUAUUUAAAUUCUGCUCAAAAUCAGUCUGCAGAGAUUCAGUUUCAGAAGGAUCAGUACAUGGAGGACACCACAAACAGGAUGUUGAGUUCUUUGGCAUCGGUCGUGUAUGUAGGGGAUUUAUUGGAUAACACUCUUAUAGGGAGGAUAGCGCACAUUGAGAAAAGUGUGUUUUCCUUGAUUGAAAACUAUAACUGGUUCCUAUUUCAAGGUGACCAGCUUAGGCAGUGUUUGGUGCAGGUAAGGCCUGAUCUAGGAGAGCAGACUGACUAUGGGGUUAUUUUUGCCGCAGCAAAUCAAGAGCUGCUUGGGUUCCCAAAGAAGGAGACAGAUUUUGUUGAGAAGAUGAGUCAUUUUGAAAGUGAAAACAGUAAACUCAUGGAGCAGAUUGAGACGCACAAGGCAAUGUAUGAUGCAGCAACUGCGGAACUUGAGAAACUGAAAGCUGAACUUGACCAUGAAAAGCAUAGAUAUUUCAAUACCAAAGAAAAGCUUUCGUUGGCCGUGACUAAGGGGAAGGCAUUGGUUCAGCAGAGGGACUCACUGAAACAAACUGUAGCAGAUAAAACAAGUGAACUUGAUAGAUGCCUUGUUGAAUUGAAGGAGAAAUCCAGUGCAUUAGAGGCUGCAGAGCUAAUUAAGGAAGAGUUGGUGAGAAGCCAGAUUUCAGGUGCAUCAUUGCAGGAACUGCUAGCAGAAAAGGAUUUAAUUCUUGAAAAGUUAGAUGAUAUUAUGCUUCAGAUUAGUAUACCAGAAUUAUCAAAGUCAAAGGAUGUUACUGAAAGAAUCAGAUGGAUUGUGGAUGAAAGGACUGCGUUAAAGGAUGAUUCUCUGAAAUUCCAUCAAUUGGCUGAUAUCUUGUUGUCAAUCAAGCUCCCUGAAAACGUUUCUUUUUCUGAUCUUGAAUCUCGUCUUGUUUGGAUUACAAAAUCAUAUGAUGAAGCAAAGGCUGAAAUGGGGAAACUGCAGGAUGAGAUUAAAAGAACAAGAGAAUCACUUAGUGAGGCUACCUCAGAAAUAGGCAUUUUGCAAGGUGAUAAUUCUUGUAUAAGGGAAACUGCUGUCAGAGAGAUGGACCACUUAAUUGCUUUACUUUCAACAGUUCUAGUUGAAAGGGAAUAUGUUACUGUGGAGUUGGAAGAUAUGAGUAACAAGUUUGAAACAACUGUUCUAAGUGAACGUCAGGCUAUAUCAGAGAAGGAAGACAUUUUGAAGAUUUUGCAAAAAGCUUCUGGAGUCGCAGUGGUUGAUGGCCAGCUUCCUGAGAUUGAUGUGCUUGUGGAAUGCCUUGCAAACAUGAAAGAAGGAAACAAUUCUACUCAUGAUUCAUUAGAGGUCAAAGAUGAAAAUUUUCGAAUAAUGCAGAUUCUCUUGUAUGUUAAGGAUCUGGACUCAGCACUCCAUGAGAUAUUGUUCAAAGAAGAGACCCUGAUAAUGAAAAUGGAGAUAAAUAACUUGUUAACUGAUUUAACUAGAGCUUCUGAAGAAAAAGCCUCUCUUAAGGAACAAAAUGAGAAGUUGCAGAAGGAUCUUGAUCGAAUUGAGGAGAAAUCAGCUUUAAUUCGGGAAAAAUUAUCAAUGGCAGUGAAAAAAGGCAAGGGACUGGUUCAAGAACGAGAGGGCCUGAAGCAACUUAUUGAUGAGAAGAGUUCAGAAAUUGAGAAGUUAAAGGUUGAAUUAGAGCAAAGAGAGCUUGCUAUCAUUAACUAUGAGAAUGAGACUAGUAAGCUAUCUCAGCAGGUGCUUAGCAUUGCAAAGUUGGAGGAAGAUGGCCUUGCCCUAGAAGAUCAACGAAAUCAACUAGAGAGGGAUUUUUCUGUGAGCAACAAGUUGGUGAAUGUUCUGACAGAGUCUAUACAUAGCAUUGCUUUACCUGCAGAUUUAAGUUUUGAAGAACCUGUCGAUAAGUUGAAGUGGCUUGCUGGAUACUUUAGUGAAUGCGAAGCUGUCAAAGUACAGGCUCAGCAACAAUUGGACGAUGCAUUGGUUGAAGUUGAAACAUUGACUUCCCAGGUCUCAGAAGCACAGUCAAUUAUCAAGUCGCUCGAAGAUGCACUGGCAGUUGCAGAAGAGAAAUAUUCUCAUCUUUCUGCAGAGAAGGCAGAGCUUGAAAAUGUCCGGACUUCUUUUCAUGAACGACUGGAAAAAGCGAUGCAAGAGGUGCAUUUGUUAGCAGAAGCUGAUGCUGCUAAAAGCUCACUGGAUAAUGCUCUUGCAGUUGCUGAAAGUAAUGUCUCUAGGCUCAGUAAGGAGAAGAACGAAGCUGAAUCUUGCAGAUCUCUUGCAGAGGUUGAAUUAGAAAAGGCUAGAUGGGAAAUUACUGAUCUGACUAGCAAAUUGUCAGAAGCUACAGUAACCCUCAAAACACAUGAGAACACAAUAUCUGAUUUUGAGACCAGAAUGGCUGUGCUACAUGAUGAUAACAAUGAUGCCCAAAUAGCUAGAACCAGCUUGGAGAAUGAACUGAAGAAGCUUAAAGAGGAAGCUGAUACCCAGGAAAGCAAGCUGCAAGAGGCACACACAAGUAUAAAAUCCCUUGAAGACGCCCUUUCAAAGGCAGAAAACGUGAUUUCUGAACUGGACAGUGAAAAGAAAGCUGCUGAACAGGAAAUAUCAACAUUGAGUGCCAAACUCAGUACCUGUUUGGAGGAUUUGGCUGGAACUCAUGGUAGCUUGGAGAGCAGAUCCUUAAAGCUCUUAGAUCACCUUAAAGGACUUGAACUAAUUGGGGAAGAUACAUCCUUAUUCUCUUCGCUUAGAAAAUGUCAUGAGUCAAAAUUGGAGUGCCUCAAUGAGAUAGAAGACGUGUGUAACAUCAUCAGGGGUCAGUGUGCUAAGUUGAGUCCGGAAAACAAUCUUUUGUCACAGGAACCUUCUUGCAUAACAAGGUUGCUGUCGACUAGCGUUGACGACAUUGUUGAUUUGGAUACUUAUAGAAGUCAUGGAGAUGCAGUAGAGGGUGAUGAUAUUUCUUUAUAUGCACAGAAGAUAGUGGAAGAGUUUCAUGUGAGAAAGAGAACCCUUGUUGAGAAAGUUGAUCGCCUUUCUUCCUUUCUAUGUGAGUGUGAUGCUUCUGUUGUGCAAGAAUUAAAGACUGUGAGCAAAUGGAUGAUGUCUGCAGUUGAGGAGCUGCAGUCUCUGGACCAGAAAGUGAAAAAUAUAGAAACAGAGUAUCAGGUUUUGAAGGAAAAAGUGAUCCCUCUGGAAGACGAAAUUUCCAUUUUGCUGUCUGCCUGUACUGAAGCUACUCAAGUGUUGCAGUUUGAAGUUGAGAAACGGAUAGAAUUUGGUUCAUCUCCUCAGUAUGAAAAUCAAAUUGAACCAAAGUCAAGCGAAAGCAAGCACAAAAUAGCUACUGAAUUGUUAUCUACAACUAGAAAGGUUUGUAGUGUAUGUGAGCAGUUGGAGAAUGCAAGGAACGGACUUUCAUCAGUGAUCGAGGAAUUGCAGAAUAAACUGAAUGAACUCAAAAUAGUACUAGACAAUACUACGGAGGAGCGGGACCUAUACUUAAAGAAAGUCUCUGAUCUAGUUGAACUAGAAAACAAUUGCAGCGAGCUGAGAUUGAAGCUGGAAAAUUAUCAAGACAUUGAGGAUAUGGUGCGGGAGAAAGAUAGGGAGAUAUUAUCACUGCAGAGCAGUUUGACGAUGAAAGAAAAAGAGGUGGGAGAAACACUCUUUUGGGCUUCUCAUAUGAGAAUCCUUAUAGGCAGAACAGAUCAUAUCAAGGUUUCUGUGGAAGAUUUUCAGUCUGAGGACAUGGAUUCUCAGGAUUCAGCCCAAUUAAAGAAACUGAUGUAUGUUAUUGAUACAUUCCCAGAACUGCAACAUCAAAUUGAGUUGCUUUCCCAUGAAAAAGAAGAGCUCCAGAUUGCUCUUACAGAACAACAUCGUGAAACAGAACUUCUGAAAGAAAGAAUACGAGCAAGUAUUGACCAUGAGGAAGAAUUGGUGAUGGUUAAGAGCAAAAUUAGCAGCUUGGAAUCUGGUCUUGAUAGAAUCAUUCAGAAGUUUGCUAGCAGGGAUGUAGCUGGGGACCAAAAAUCUGCUACCACGGAUGAUCUUUUACAAGUAUUAGAAAAGCAGGUAGUCACAACAAUAUCUGAAUCUAGAAAUUUGAAAUCUAAGAUCCAUGAACUGGAAUCAGAGGUCAAAAAGAGUGUCAGUACCGAAGAAGAAUUAGCAAAUAUUAAAGGGCAAUUACUUGAUCUUGAGGAAGGUGUGCUGAGAGUUAUCAAGAAUUUGGGAGGAGAUAUGGACUUGAAGCCUCUUGGUACGAGUGAUUUGUUACUAGUUUUGGAGAAGAUGGCGAUGUCAUUAACUUUGGAAUGUGAAAAGUUGAAAGGAAAAGACCAUGAACUUGGGUCAGAGAUCUGGAACAAUAGUGAUGAGCUAGAGUUAGCUAAGGUCAAAGGUCAGUUAGUUGAUCUUGAAGCAGGUAUGUGGAGGAUUUUCCUGAGAUUGAGAGGUGAUACAGCUAGGGAUCAAGGGCCAACAGAGACUAGGGAUCUUUUACAAUUGCUAGAAAGGCUGGUCAUGGCUGUAAUUACGGAGUCUGAAAAUUCAAAAUCUGAAGUUCAUGAACUUAAUUUUAAGUUACAUGAAAGCCAAAAGGCCGUGAAUGAGUUAUUGUUGAAGGUAAGAGUACUUGAAGAGUCGAUUCAGUCUAGAGUUGCUCCUGAUAUCAUUCAAGAAAGGAGCAUUUUUGAAGCACCAUCACAACCUUCCGCAUCUGAGAUUUCUGAAGUUGGAGAUGUGGGCCCUGUAUCAAAGCCUACCAUUUCUCCUGUUCCAUCUUCUACUCAUGUGAGAUCGACAUGGAAGGGACCUAGUGAUCAUAUUGCGUUAAAUAUAGAUUCAGAAUCAAGUAGAUUGAUUGAUAAUGAAGAAGCAGUUGAGGAUAAAGGUCAUGUUUUCAAGUCUCUUAAUACAUCUGGUCUUGUUCCAGUACAAGGAAAGUUGAUUGCUGAUCGGAUUGAUGGAAUAUGGGUAUCUGGUGGCCGAUUGUUAAUGAGACAGCCACGAGCACGACUUGGCCUCAUUGCAUAUUGGCUUGUCUUGCACAUAUGGUUACUAGGAACCAUUUUAUAACAAUGUAUGGCUGUAGGGGUAGAUUUCGAGGCAACAAAUCUAUACGUUAGAAUUGUAUUAGAAAUAGUGUUAUUUACUUAUUUGAUUAUUUUGGAUGAUGUUUAUAGUCAUGUAUAUGAUCCAUUAAAUUCAUUUUUCAGUAAUGUAGUUGCAUUUUUGCUUCGCCAA